Messenger RNA from Linum trigynum, 3471 nucleotides. NCBI's taxonomy places the organism in Eukaryota, Viridiplantae, Streptophyta, Magnoliopsida, Malpighiales, Linaceae. The record is from the annotation of a GenBank genome assembly.
CGGUAUGUGAUAUACUAAAUAAAUAGUAAUCAAUCCUAUCUAGUAUCUACUUCCCAUUUCUCCGAUCUACCGUUGGGAAAGGAUGACUUUAUUUUUUCCACUUCGGGAGCAAAGAUUACUUUUGUCUUUAACUUCAAUUAAGACGAACAUGUGGCAUCAUAAAACCACCCUCUAAUGCACCGGAAACUCACCAUACCAGUUUCUGAAAGAAGGGAACACGUGACCAAGCCGUCAACACUCCCACCCUAUUCCCCCCAUUUACCGCAACCCAAUCUUUCUGCACGUUCCCACCUUCUCUACACUCUCUGUCCCAAUUUCGUCCCUCUCCCACCUACUCUUAGCCGCCGGCAUCCAUGGCCGACAACGAUGCCGACAGCCGGAAAGUCAUUUACCUCCACGGUGACCUCGAUUUGCACAUUAUUGAAGCUCGGAGCCUUCCUAACAUGGAUUUAACCUCCGAGCGCCUCCGCCGCUGCUUCUCUCCCUGCAACUUCUGCGCCGCUCCUCCACCUCCCGUCACCACCGCCGCCGACGGCGAAGCAAGGGACCACAAGCUGCACAAGCACCGCAAUAUCAUCACCACAGACUCCUACGUCACCGUCGUCGUCCCCCAAGCCACGAUCGCCCGCACCCACGUCGUCAAGAACUCCCAAAACCCUAGGUGGAACUACCGGUUCCAUCUCCAGCUCGCGCAUCCGUGCUCCGAGCUUGAGUUCCACGUCAAGGAUGACGACGUUUUCGGGGCGCAGCUUGUUGGAAAGGCUGCAAUUCCCGCCGAGAAGAUCGCUUCGGGGGAGGUUCUCAGCGGCUGGUUCCCGAUUGUCGGCCCCGGCGGCCAGACGCCAAAGCCGGACACUGCACUGAGGCUCGAGAUGAAGUUCAUUGCUGUUGACAAGAAUCCGCGCUAUCUCCAUGGCAUUGCCGGCGAUCCUACUCACAGCGGCGUCACCGACACCUACUUCCCUUUGAGGAAAGGGAGCAAGGUGACAUUGUACCAGGACGCUCACGUCCCCUGUGGCUCGUUGCCGGAUAUUCAACUUGACGGCAGCAUGGUUUAUAAGCAGCCACAGUGUUGGGAGGAUCUUUGCUAUGCCAUAUCAGAGGCUCACCAUAUGAUUUACAUUGUGGGAUGGUCUGUGUUCCAUAAGAUUAAGCUGGUUAGAGAACCAACUCGGCCAUUGCCACGAGGUGGGGAUUUGACUCUUGGUGAGUUGCUCAAGUAUAAGUCCGAGGAAGGAGUCAGAGUUCUGCUGCUGGUUUGGGAUGACAAAACCUCUCAUGAUAAAUUUGGCAUCUCUACGGGUGGAGUGAUGCAAACUCACGAUGAAGAGACAAAGAAGUUUUUCAAGCAUUCUUCAGUGAUCUGUGUGUUAUCACCUCGCUAUGCCAGCAGUAAGCUUAGCAUUUUGAAACAAUCGGUUGUUGGAACUGUCUUUACACAUCAUCAAAAAUGCGUUCUUGUAGACACACAGGCUCCCGGUAAUAACAGGAAGUUAACUGCAUUUAUAGGAGGACUUGAUCUUUGUGAUGGGCGGUAUGACACCCCGGAGCACCGGCUGUUUCGGGAUCUUGAUUCCACCUUCAAGGAUGAUUUCCACAAUCCUACAUUUCCUGCGGGGACCAAGGCUCCCAGGCAACCAUGGCAUGACUUGCAUUCUAGAAUUGACGGGCCUGCUGCAUAUGACCUUCUUAUAAACUUUGAGCAGCGUUGGAGGAAAGCAACAAAGUGGAAAGAGUUUGGACUUCGUUUGAAAAAGGUUUCACAUUGGAAUGAUGAUGCUCUAAUAAAGAUAGAAAGGAUCUCAUGGAUAGUAAGUCCUCCCUUGAGCGUAACGAAGGAAGGUGUGACAGUCGUUCCCUCGGAUGAUCCUAUAGUACAUGUCUCCGGUGAACAAGAUCCUGAAAACUGGCAUGUUCAGAUUUUCCGUUCCAUUGACUCUGGAUCAUUGAAGGGAUUUCCGAAGACUGUUGGUAAAUGUCAGGCACAGAAUCUCACUUUUUCAAAAAAUCUGGUGAUAGAUAGAAGCAUUCAAACUGCAUAUAUACAGGCAAUCCGAUCUGCACAACAUUUUAUUUACAUUGAGAAUCAGUAUUUUCUUGGAUCAUCAUAUGGCUGGCCUUCAUACCAAAAUGCAGGAGCUGAUAAUCUAAUACCAAUGGAGCUGGCAUUGAAGAUUGCGGAGAAAAUUAGAGCCAAUGAGAGGUUUGCAGUGUAUGUUGUUAUGCCAAUGUGGCCAGAAGGAGACCCAAAAUCUGAAGUUGUGCAAGAAAUUCUAUUUUGGCAGAGCCAGACCAUUACCAUGAUGUACGGUGUAGUUGCAGAGGAACUCAAGUCUAUGCAACUUCAGGGCGUACAUCCUCAAGACUACCUCAAUUUCUACUGCAUCGGUAAGACCGAGGAAGCUCCCCCAGAAAUGUUGAGUGGCAAUGGUCAACAGGUCUCCGAAUCUGCGAAACAUCAGCGGUUCAUGAUUUAUGUCCACGCCAAGGGCAUGAUAGUGGAUGAUGAGUAUGUAAUCAUAGGAUCAGCUAAUAUCAACCAGAGAUCGAUGGCCGGUACCAAGGACACAGAGACUGCCAUGGGUGCAUAUCAGCCUCAUUACGCUUGGGCAGUGAACAAGAGACAUCCACGGGGCCAGAUCUACGGAUAUAGAAUGUCUCUUUGGGCAGAGCAUCUAGGCGGAUUACAACAGACGUUCGAAGAGCCCGAGAGUUUGGACUGCGUGAAGGCAGUGAACAACAUUGCUGAAGAGAACUGGAGGAAUUUCUCGGAUCCCGAUUUCUUGAAAUUGCAGGGGCAUCUCCUCAAGUAUCCCUACCAGGUUGAUAUUGAUGGAGCAGUAAGCCCCCUCCCUGGAAGUGAGAACUUCCCUGAUGUUGGUGGCAAAGUGCUUGGAGCUCAUUCCAUUAAGAUCCCUGACAUUCUAACGACCUGAUCGUUUUCUAAAGUGUCAAUACUAUGAAUGAUUGUCUUGUUAGGUUUGUUUUGGUAUGUGCUCGUCGGAGUCUGUAUGUAAAAUUCUACAGGGUUAUUUUGUACAUGGUUUAUUGUUGUCCUUCGGGCAAGAAUAAAACUUGUAAUUGUUGUGUAUAGGAGAUGAGGGAGGACCUUUGUCUUUUAUUCUUUUAUCUUCAAUGUAUGAAGUAAUGAACCAGUUGGAUUGGAUAGUGAUUAAGGUCAAGAAAGGCAGACUGCACAGUAUUGGAAAUAUUGAUUUGAGUUCAUCAAUAGGAAGGGCAAUGGAUCCAGAACAGAUUGGGUAGUAUGGUGUGCAGGCUCACCUGCCUUGAGGUCUGCUACGGCUCUUAGUUAAUUGGCACAAGAUCUGACCUGCAUGGGACGGGUUUUAUCAGACCCUACUUUAACUCUGUACUUAGGUCACCCAAUUCGUUGGGUUAUAGCAUGCGCUCCUGCUCUAGAGCGCUAAAAGCGCGGAUUUGCAGCAAUCCGUAUAAAAUUCGCGAACUAUC